GUGAAAUCCAAUUGCACGUUAUGGCCCAUCGAUUUUCAAAAGAAGAAUUAGAUGAGCAGUUUGAACAGUUCCUGAAAGAGUCUCUUUCAGAUGAUUCAGUUGGAAGCUCAAAGAAAAAAUCCAGCAUUCUUGAAACAUUGGGACAGCCCAGGAAAAAGGAAUCAAAGAAAAAAGAUUCAGUGCCAUGGUGGAUAUCUGAGGAAGAUUCUGAUGAUGGUGGAAUGUUUGGAAGCAAUGGAAGCUUUGUCAAGCUACAGAAGACUUCACAGCCUAUGGGGGAAGCUGAUGAGAACACGCAUGCAGAAAAGAUGCUGUUUCAGAAAAGCAAUGGGGUUUCUAUCUCUUUAAGUAUAGACAGCCUGGAGACAAAUGAUUCAAUUGUAGCUUCUGGGCCUAAUCAAAGUAUAAUGGGAGCUGGAUUGGAUACCUUGGAAGAACAAGAAGAAAAAGAAACGUUCUUUGCCAAACUUGAACGAGAAGCAUCGUCUACUAUUGAUUACUCAAGAUUAAAUAAAGAGCUGGAUUCCAACGAUUCUGUAAUACUAGCACCAUUUGUACGAAAUGAAAAAAAUGAAAAAGGAGAAGAGGAAUCGGUACCUGAAGAGAAAUCUGGCAGCUACAGUGAAGAUUUUGAAGAGGAGACAGAUGUUAAUCCUGCCUUUAAAACUGAAGAAAGUCAGGAAGCAAACACUGGCAUGCUGGCUAAAGUUGUAUUACUUGAUUCACAAGAUUCAACUACAGAAAUUCAGAAGGUCACUGAAACAGCAGAUGUAGCUCUAGGUGAACAUUAUCAGCCUCAAGAAGCUACUGGAAUUGAAAUGAAUGAAACGGGCACUUCUUAUGGACAAACUACUAGCGACACUGAAGCGUUACACCAAGCGUAUCAUCACAUCAAUCAGUCUUUGGGAGACACCGAUGAGCAAAAAGUGCAUGCUUCUGCAAUGGCAGUCUCAGAAUGCUUAGUGCAAAGUGUUUCACAAAAUGAGAUCUACUCAAAAAAUAUGUCAACUACUGAAUCAGAUUUACCUACUGUAGAAGAAUUGAUGAAACCUUUUAAAGGAGAUUCAUGUAAUGCCAAAGGUUUUGAUUUGGAGCCUGAAAGUCCUGUGAAACUGACAGGCAGCACAGCAAAUGAACUUGUCAACCACUUGCUGUUUAAAGAGCAUCAGAAUAACACAGUUUGGGAGACAAACUUAUUGGAAAAAUCUAACAAAGAGAGCAUCUUUUCUCAGACAGCUGUGAAUGAAGACAGCCUUCAGGGGACGAAUGAGAAAGAGGCUGAAACUAAUGAAAUACAGCCCUGUUCACUGAGAGAAAAGAUGGUACAAGACUCUCUGCUUUCACAACAGGGCAGCAAAACUAAUCAGGCACUUCACUCUCUUUCUUUGAAGGAUGAAAGACUGGAAUCAAUGACAACGAAACAAACAUUGUACAAGAAUGUCAGAAGUACACCUUUACAUAAAAAGAGAUCUUCACAUGGUUCUCAUGGAUUGGUUAGGAGUUCUGGAUACAGGAAGUCCACUUCUCUUCCCAAACAGCCUUUUCCAUCUAAUGAAAAGAAAACACAAAAAGAAACUUUCAAAAAGACCAGCGUGAAAGCCAAAAGUCCACCAGAUAAAGCAAGAUCUAAAGAAGGCUUAUUUGCUACUAGGAUUAUAAGAUCUGCAACGAAAGAACCAACUUCGAAGGAGAGUAUUAACAAAGUUACGUCUGGCCAGUCGGUUGUUAGUAGUCAUGUGCAGCAGGUUGUGGACUCUGGCAGGCAGUUUCCGCAUGACUUAGCGUUUUCUCCUAUCAAAAGAUGUGAGAGAGAACUGUAUUUGCUAAGACGAGCACAAGUUGCAGAGGAGGAGUUGAGUACAGCUCGUGAUUUGAUUCAACAGCUGACCAACACAGUUUCACAAAAGAAGCAAGAAAUGGAGGCAAAGAUAAUAGAACUGAAAACACAGCAUGAAAAAGAGCUCUCUCAGCUGGGUCAAGAAAACUAUGUCCUUCAGAGUAAGUUAAGAAGCGUGGAAGAGCUGACUAAAGGAAAGAGAUGGAUCCAUGAUACAGCGACCGUUCCUAUCACUGAAGAAAAAUUGACACAAAUACAGAAAGAAAUUCAAGAUCAAGAGGUCAUUAUUCAAGGUUAUCAACAGGAAAAUGAGAAGUUAUACAAACAAAUGAAAGAGCUACAAAUUCAAAACAAGAUAAACGAGGAACAAAUGUUUAAGGAGAAUCAAUGUUUAAUGUCUGAAUUAAUAGCCCUAAGAGAAAAGAUGAAUACAACUUAUAUCCAGUCACAUGUAGUGCAGGGUCCAGAACCAGCCAGAAAUUGGAGUUUCACAGAACUGAUUUCAGAGCUUCGAACAGCACAGAAGGAAGAAACUAAAUUACAUGAAGAGAUAAAACGGCUUAAACAAGACAAACAAGCUCUUGAGUUAGACUUGGGACAAGCAAAGAAAGAGAGAGAUCUAGCCAAAGUCCAGAUUGCUUCUAAAUCAGGUGAGAAGUCAUAUGAACUUAAAAUUAUGGAAGACUCAUACAAACAGGAAAUUGCUCAUUUAAAAAGACGACUUCAGUGGUAUGCAGAAAAUCAGGAUCUUUUGGAUAAAGAUGCAGCCUGUCUUAAAGAGGCGAGAGAGGAAAUUGAGAAACUAAAAUUAGAGGUCGAGAAGUUGAGAACUGAAGCUGGAAAUCAGAGUGCACAACAGAAGAAACGUUUAGGGGACAGAGCGGCAGAUGCUAAAAGAAUUCAGGAUCUUGAGCGACAAAUCAAAGAAAUGGAAGGGAUUCUAAAAAGAAGGUACCCAAAUUCUUUGCCUGCUUUGAUUUAUGCUGCUGCUGCUGCUGAGAAAAGUAAUGAUCUUUCAGCUAAAACACACACAGUUGACUUCUUGGAGAAAAGAAUAAAAAAGUUAGAAACAGAACUUGAGGGUAAGGAUGAUGAAGCUAAAAAAAGUCUCCGUGCUAUGGAACAACAAUUUCAGAAAAUAAAGGUACAGUAUGAACAAAGACUUGUAGAGCUUGAGCAACUACUUGCCUAUAAAUGGAUGAGUGAAUCACCAAAACUGAACAGUGAUAAAGCCAGUUUUACAGAACUUCAACAGGAACUUCAGAAUCUAAAGGAGAGCCAUCAGAUCACUGUUAAAAACCUCCAGACAGAAAUUGAAAACCUUAAAAGUCAAAAUUCACAAUUAGCACUUGGAAGUAAAAAGGAUACUAAAGACUUGCAAUCAACAGACUCUCAAGAGAAACAAGCUAAUACAAAAGAGAGAGUGUUAAAACUAAACCAAGAACUGGUCACCAAAAAUAGAGAAAUACAAAACCUUACAAAAACUGUAGAGAAACUUCAAAAAGAAAGGAUGAUGAUGUUGUCUGAUGAUAAUUUUAGAAAUAAAACGGAUAAUAGGGAAAAUUCUGCAGAGAUCUUGAAAAAGAACACCUUAGCAAGAGAUACAAGGAAAUCCUGCAAGAGCGAACCCUUGCCAGGCAUUUUCAAUGAUGAUAAAGCGUACCAGCCACGUACGUUUUCUGAUACUAAUAUAUCAGAAGUUCUGCAAGAAAAUAAACAGUUAAAAGAUGACCUGGAAAAAUUGUCUCUAGAAAUGAACCAGCAGAGAGUAAAAUCUCAAGCAACACUGGCUUAUUCUGAAAAUAAUAUAAGAAGGAUGCAGGAAGACACAGCAGAAUACAUUGCAUCUCUGAAAGCUUCCCAUCAGAGGGAAAUAGAGAAGAUUCUUUGUCAGCAUGCGAUGGAGCAUUCUACUUCUAAAGUAGCUGAGCUACACAGCAGGAUUUCAACACAAGAGAUAUUAAUAAAACAUCUCCAAGAACAAAUCAAUGAGCAACAGAGAAAUCAAGAAGCCCUUCUAGUUUCACAAAUGCGAGAGGAACUCCUACAAAAGGAGGUGGCAAAGCUGUUAGAAGAAUUGAGAGAGGCUAAGGAGAGCCAGAGUCCUGAAAUGAAACACUUCUUGUGCCUAGAGAAGAAAAUCAAGCAUAUAGAGACCAGACAUGCAGAACGAGAACAAGAACUUCAAAAGGCAACACAACUAACACAACAUAUUACUGAUGCCCGGCAAACCCAUGAAGUUGAGAAGUGGCGAAGACUCGCACAGCGGAAGAAUCAAGAACUGGAGAAAUUUCGAGUGGAACUGGAUUCAAUACUAGAUGUUUUACGGGAACUGCAGAGACAAGGGGUGGUUAUUCCAGCGCCUAAUUCCAGUGGAUUCAGCAUGUUAGACAGCUGUUGGAAGACAUGAUUAGAUAUGAGUUGAUUAGAGAAGCAGAAUACAACAUUAUGUAUAGAGAACAGUAUUGAAAGUCAUUAAUAUAAUACUUGUAAAUUGAAUUACACGCUGAUUUUGUCUGAAAUCUUGUUUGUCCAAACGUAGAUUCGCAUUGAGUAAUGCUCCCAGUCAUACUGUAUGUAUGUCUUCUAUUUUGUUAGUAAUGAGUUUCGGUGCAAAACUUUGUUAAAUAUUACAAAUAUUGAACUUAAUCCAUCACCUCAGUUACCAUUGAAAAAUUCCAUUUUAUGCUUUUCAGACAUUGUGGAACAUGCCUGAUUGAUUAACUUUUAUCUUUAUCGCUUUGUGUUAAAGAAAAGUUACAUUAUAACAUAUUUUUAAUAUACAGUGUUUCCAAUAUUUUUCAUUGUGUAGGGCAUGAAAUCCUCUUUUUACCAACAUUUUCCUUCUCUCCCUCUAAUCCAUAAAACUUUCCUUCCAUUAUUUUAAAGAUCCCCCUCCAACUUUGUAAAUGCUUGAAGGCUUUGAGCAGAGCAGAUGUUCUCUGGUGACUUUCAAAUCCAAACAAUUUUUUUGUUUACUCUGUAGACAGUCCCAACUCUGCUGGUAAGGAUGAGGGGAGAGCAGUCUGGCUGACCUGUUAUGGGAUGGAUGCAGAAAAGCUUGUAAAAUACAGUGUGAGUAGUUAGCAGUACCCUUUUAAAGGAGAAGGAUGUGUUGUUAUGUAUGUAUGUUUGUUUUUCUUCCAACGGGCACAUAUACACCUAAGUACAGCCUGCAAACUACUGAACAGCCUGGGAGGAAUUCCUCAGGGAUCACUAAGGUGCAGCUCUAUGUGGUGAGCUUUUGUUUCCUUGUUUCAAAAGGAUAUGGACACAGCGGGGCUGCUCAGCUCCGGCAAGGAGACUAUAGAGGGAAGAUAAAAGAUGGCUGUUAAGUUUUCUUAUAUGAAAUGCCUGCUGCUAAGAGGACAGGUACUAAGUCAAAUUGUAGUAUGGUACAUUCAAUAGAGCUAUUUGGUGGCUGAAAGGACAGGUUUUCUAACACUAAGCUCAAAUACUAGAUUGAAGGCUUGGCACUGCAAGACCUUAAACAUUACAUAGAAAGCAUAUAUUGUGCUACAACCUCAAUAAACUAUAUUUGUAUUAGGCAAAGGUGAAGCACAAAUGUAAUCCGAGGUCCCAUCUUUUUUUUGUAAUUUUGUACAGUUCACACUGUAUUUUAUAUCAUUUGUUGUACUUGAUGCUUAGAGUUAAGUCAAAAGUGAACUACAGUCCAGAUCGCUCUGUGUGUACAUUUUACACACACACACACACACACACACACACACACACACACCUGUAUACUGUGCCUCUUCAAGGCCCAGCAAUAAAAAUGCAUUUUAGUUUAUGUAUCUAUAAGCAUAUGACUGAGCAUGCAUGAAGAAUAAAAAUAUACCAGAUUAUCCCCUCUAGGUACAGACAGAUAGUAGCUAACUGCAAGAUUUUUUUUUUUUUUUUUUUGAAAGUAAAGGUGCAAAUAUAGUGUGUGUGUGUGUGUGUGUGUGUGUGUCAUGGUAGUCAGUUUAGGAUUAAUAUAUUAAUCUUGGUUGCUUGAUAUUCAGCUACUUUCAGUAUUCUUAAUAUGAAUGAUUUUUGUUCACAAAUAAUGAAGUAUCAUGUAUAUUCAUAAAGUAUGUAAAUGCAACUACAUUUUGUAUCAGCUCUGAGCAAGUAUGUUGUAUUUUCUUAAUGAACAAAGAUUUGGGACUGUUCUAUGCCUGAAGAAGAAAAAUUGCAUCAGCUUAUUUAUUAUUUCCUGUAGAGGUGACAGUAUAUGUAUUGUGGUGUUAAAAUGUAGAAGCAAAAGUGGGAUUUUUGAACCACUGCCACACUGUGCAUCUUUAGGGAUGCAGGGCCUGGAUGCAGGCGUUUAGGCCUGGUAGAAGCAUUUCUAGGUGCUGGAAGCUCUCAUCCUUCCAAACUGUCACUUCUGAAGUUUCCUGAGUGUACUAAUCCCUAGGUAAAGAGAGGAUGAUUGCUUGCAUUACUUCAUUUGCACACUGUUUAAUAAAAAUUCUUAAUGGUGGUGAAUUUUAAA
Messenger RNA from Rhea pennata, 6314 nucleotides. It is a transcript of the gene CEP162, whose product is annotated as centrosomal protein 162. Gene Ontology annotation, cellular component: centriole; axonemal microtubule; centrosome. The coding region runs from base 21 to 4247 and encodes 1408 amino acids. The transcript has 26 exons. NCBI's taxonomy places the organism in Eukaryota, Metazoa, Chordata, Aves, Rheiformes, Rheidae. Gene Ontology annotation, biological process: cilium assembly. The record is from RefSeq and is a predicted model, not a curated record.